AUGGAUCCAAAUAUAAACUCUCAAGGAUUACCACCAACUGAAUCCCUCGAUUCUUAUCAACCAUUUAAUUCCAAUCCAUCAUCAUGGCAAGAUUCUUCAUCUCAUUUUCGAGCACAAGGUCAUUAUCAAGGUCCUUAUCCAACAUCAAAUCCUCGAAUACGUCAACAUGGAGAAUUUCAACAACGGGGUCGAUAUUCAUACAAUAAACGUGGUGGUGGAUAUCGUCCACAAAAUCGAGAAUCAGAUAAUAAUUCAUAUCAAUCAACUACGACUAAUUAUUCUGAUCGUAAUUUUAAAGGAUUUUUUCGUUCAAAUAUGUUAGAAGAUCCUUGGGUUAAUUUAAAACCACAAAAAGUACCAUCUGAUGGUACAACAUUAGUAUUUGAUUCAACAAAUCAAUAA
This is a messenger RNA of Adineta steineri, 402 nucleotides long. Lineage: Eukaryota; Metazoa; Rotifera; Eurotatoria; Adinetida; Adinetidae. The record is from the annotation of a GenBank genome assembly.